GCCAUUACUACCAGCAGAGUGCCGAGCAGCCCUCCGCUUACCCUGCGAAGCAUGUCUACAGCUGACAAUCACGGGAGACACACCAUGCACAUUGGCAAGAGUCAGAAAAAGAUCUCGCAACAGAUCUACCGUUCAACCGAGGCGGAAGACUUUUCACAUCUGCGACAGACCAUCCAAGACGUAACGCAGGAGAGUCCCCAGACACGACACGACAUUCUGGUGAAAGCUGCUGAGAUCAUUAAGCAGUUCGAUAGAGACUAUCGUUCUCUUCUUUCAGAACACGCGGCUUUGACCUCUACUGGUACCGCCAGCUCUCCCAGGCAACAACUUGCCUUCUAUCCUGGAAUGUCACAAUUUGCUGGUGAGAGUUGGUCAGCGAACCAUGGCCACCAAACUAUGCCGAUGCAUCCACAUACUCCACCUUCAUUAGCACACAGCAUGUAUGCUGGACAGAUCAUGGAUGAUCCUACACAGAGCUAUCCAUAUUUUACCUACCAAUAAUUGUGGUGAUCACAGACGAGCGAGAACGCGGAGAGAGCUUAUAAGACAAAUAUAUCAUCUCAGUCUUCGAUACGAACUGAGAUGUUCGAACGAGGGACUUAGUAACCUUAUACGUAGUUAGCAUAGUGAUAGAAAGAAAAUUUCGUAGCACAGGAAUUGACACUUUAUAACAUACUAUAUGACGGCCGACGUCAAACCUCGUACUGUUGCGCUCGCAAUCUCUCAUUGUGACGUCUCCGGCUCGGACUUCGAUCCGGAAUC
Suillus paluster is the source of this 762-nucleotide messenger RNA. RefSeq lists its product as uncharacterized. The record is from RefSeq and is a predicted model, not a curated record. Lineage: Eukaryota; Fungi; Basidiomycota; Agaricomycetes; Boletales; Suillaceae. The transcript is spliced from 3 exons. The coding region runs from base 52 to 501 and encodes 149 amino acids.